UUGUAUAUUAAAGAGAUGGUCGUCUACUCAGCUUUUUUCUUAGUGUUUCUCUGCUUCAGCCGACGUAACCUGCGACCAUGGUUCACGUUAGUUUUUACCGCAACUAUGGGAAGACCUUCAAGAAGCCUCGUCGUCCCUAUGAGAAGGAGCGAUUGGAUGCUGAGCUAAAGCUUGUUGGAGAAUAUGGACUGCGGUGUAAGAGAGAGCUAUGGAGGGUGCAGUAUGCAUUGAGUCGCAUCCGUAAUAAUGCCAGAAACCUUCUCACUCUUGACGAGAAAGACCCACGCCGAAUCUUUGAAGGUGAGGCCCUUCUCCGCAGGAUGAAUAGGUAUGGGCUUUUGGAUGAAAGCCAGAACAAGCUUGAUUAUGUCCUGGCCCUUACUGUGGAGAACUUUCUUGAACGCCGGCUUCAGACUCUUGUAUUCAAGGCUGGCAUGGCCAAGUCGAUUCACCAUGCUCGUGUGCUCAUCAGGCAGAGGCACAUUAGGGUUGGAAGACAGGUGGUCAACGUGCCGUCCUUCAUGGUGAGAGUUGACUCACAAAAACACAUUGACUUCUCCCUUACUAGUCCGUUCGGUGGUGGUCGUGCUGGGAGAGUGAAGCGAAAGAACCAGAAAGCUGCUGCGAAGAAAGCUGGUGGUGGUGAUGAAGAGGAGGAUGAGGAUUAAGCAGUUGCAUUGAUAAAAUGCAUAAGAUGCAGAGCUCACGGCUAUUUUCUUUACUCUUUUUGAAAGAGCCAUCAUGUUUGCAACUCCAAUUUUAGUUUUGGUGACAUCCAUCCAUCUCCAUUUCUCUGUUUUCUGCCUUUUUGAUACGAAAUGUUAAGAAAGAAUUUUGGGUUUGAGUUGCAUUCUUUGUGCAAUGCGAUGAUCGGUCUUAUAUGGUUUA
Molecule: messenger RNA, 888 nt
Organism: Sesamum indicum (sesame)
Lineage: Eukaryota; Viridiplantae; Streptophyta; Magnoliopsida; Lamiales; Pedaliaceae
Product: small ribosomal subunit protein uS4y
Biological process (GO): translation; ribosomal small subunit biogenesis
Cellular component (GO): cytosolic small ribosomal subunit
Molecular function (GO): rRNA binding; structural constituent of ribosome
Source: RefSeq, a predicted model, not a curated record